This is a messenger RNA of Paramecium primaurelia, 708 nucleotides long. The record is from the annotation of a GenBank genome assembly. NCBI's taxonomy places the organism in Eukaryota, Ciliophora, Oligohymenophorea, Peniculida, Parameciidae.
AUGUAAGAAAACUUAAUUCAAAUUGACUUUUCAUAAAUAGAAAGUUUAGAUCCCUGCAUAUAAGGUGGAUAUAAAAUAAUUUUUAAUCAAGAGAUCCCUUUUAUGAUUAAAUUUCCAGACUAAGAAGAUCAAAGUAUUGUUGAAACCAUCAAGGUCAGAAUAAUGAUUUUAGUAUGAAAAUUUUAAAUUAUCAAAAUAGGGAAAUGGAAAAGAUUUAUAACAAUUAACUUUAGAAUUAUCUAGCGAAAAUGAUUUAUUUUUCUAUUAUUUUCACACAGUCGAUAAAGACAAUUUUCAAGUUGUAAAAACUAAUUAAAAACUCAACACAGAUUUCUUUGGAUAUCCAGAUGUAUGUGUAAAAACAUUUAAAAGAUGUUAAUUGGAACAAUAACAGUAAAUAAAUUAAUUAUAUAUGGUAGUUUUGCACCUGUAUUAUACAUUUAAUAGAAUGCAAGAGCAUAAGUGAAUAUUGUUUAAACAUUGGAGUAUAAAGAAUUGACUUUAAUCACUUUCGAAAUGAUUGCAGGGGAUGAAGAAAUUAUUAAAUAGCAUGUCUACUAUAAACAUGGAGCAGUAAAAUCUAAGUUUUAAAUAUUAAAUGCAAAAAUAAAAGAUGUAAAUAUAUAUUUUGAUUCUCAGAUACAUGAAUUAGUCAAAGUAAAGAAUCCUUAAUUAUUGCUUCAUUUAUAAAAAUACCUUCCUAAUUGA